AUGAGCACAAAGGAGAUUGAAGAACAAUUGCUCAACGUCCAGAACAAGAACUCCUCAUACUUUGUUGAGUGGAUCCCUAACAUUGUGAAGUCCAGUGUGUGUGACAUUCCCCCAAUUAGCUUGAAGAUUGCUUCCACACUUGUAGGAAAUUCCACGUCGAUUCAAGAAAUGUUCAGGCGAGCGGAUCAGAAUGGAAUUCCAAGUGACCGUGAGAGGGAUGCAGAUCCAUUGGAUUCUGAUACAGAGGACAAUGGCAAAUUAGGAAAAAAUCUGGAGCUUAAAUGUACGGUGUUUGUAGAACGAUUUGCACAUGAUCAUGAUAAUGAUCCAAGAGAUUCUUAUGGGUUUUAA
Molecule: messenger RNA, 351 nt
Organism: Fraxinus pennsylvanica
Lineage: Eukaryota; Viridiplantae; Streptophyta; Magnoliopsida; Lamiales; Oleaceae
Source: the annotation of a GenBank genome assembly